Panicum hallii is the source of this 618-nucleotide messenger RNA. RefSeq lists its product as uncharacterized. NCBI's taxonomy places the organism in Eukaryota, Viridiplantae, Streptophyta, Magnoliopsida, Poales, Poaceae. Gene Ontology annotation, biological process: negative regulation of catalytic activity. The coding region runs from base 1 to 618 and encodes 205 amino acids. The transcript has a single exon. The record is from RefSeq and is a predicted model, not a curated record. Gene Ontology annotation, molecular function: enzyme inhibitor activity.
AUGGAGGCGAGAUCGGCCAUGAGCUGCUACUGCGGCUCCCUCCUCGCCGUGGUGGUGGUGCUGUUCCUCUCGGCCUCCCUCGGCACCGGCGCCGGCGCCGGCGCGGACCUCAAGGGUUCGUGCGCCGCGACGCCGCACCCGGACGUGUGCGUGAGCGCCCUCCAGAAGGAUUCGGACGCCAAGGCGGCGGCCAGCCCGCGCGACCUGGCGGAGGCGGCGAUCCGCGCGGCGUCGGCGGCGGGGUCCGCGGCGGGCGAUUACGCGCGGCGCGAGAUGGACACGGUGAAGGACAACGGCAUGUGGCAGUGCCUGAACGAGUGCGCCGAGGACAUCGAGGAGGCGCUCUCCCACCUGGACGACUCGGACGGCGAGAUCGACGACGGCAAGAUGAAGGACGUGAAGCUGUUCCUGGACACGGCGGAGCAGAACGUGUGGGACUGCGACCAGAGCUGCAGGGGCGCCGCCAACACCCCCGUCAAGACCGCGCUGCUCGCCAAGAACGAGGACUUCGAGAAGCUCAUGUCCGUCGCCCUCGCGCUCAUCAAGCGGACCGCCGCCGGCGACGCGGCGCAGGGGCCGGCAGCAGCGUCCAAGCCCAAGCCCAAGACCAAACAGUGA